Messenger RNA from Priapulus caudatus, 1342 nucleotides. RefSeq lists its product as uncharacterized. The transcript has 2 exons. The annotation marks the transcript as partial. The record is from RefSeq and is a predicted model, not a curated record. Lineage: Eukaryota; Metazoa; Priapulida; Priapulimorpha; Priapulimorphida; Priapulidae.
AGAGAUUUUAACUGAGAUUGGCAGAAAGUUGAAGCAGAGAAAUAAGCUGAUUCGUAUUGCCGAUUCGUCCGAGGCCGGUUGGGAUACAGUGCGUCAGUAUGAGGCGAAUCCCGUGGCUAGUGAUUCAGAUGAUGAAUCCCGUAUUCGGAAGGCUGAGGCGCGGGCUGUGCGCCAGAAAAAGUCCAAGAAACAAAGCCAGCACAAGUCACCAUACUUUAACGCUGAACCUCCUAUCCAGGAACGUCACGUGCGGGGACGCCAUUCACAGGACGUGGUGUCGGAGCCUGUUUCGCCUGUGGGGAGUUCACUCACUAUCGCCGAGACUGCCCCCAUUCCGCCGGGGUCUCACCCGCCACCUCUAUUGGAAAGAAGUGAGACGGCGUCCCGAGCGGGGGCGGGCGGGAAGCAGCGUACCAUGGAUUCGAUAGAAGAUGAGUAUUAUGUUGUUGAUAGUGAUGAACGUUUUACUCAUAAUUAUUUCGAAUAUGAACAAGGGCAAAAAGAUAUCAUUGUUAAAGGCAGGUUGAAAGAUAAUGUAUUAUUUUGGCAGGAUAUUGGUGCAAACAGUUUUGUCCUGGAUAUUAUUAUGAAUGGAUACAAAAUUCCCUUUUAUUCGGAUCCGCCAGCACAAUUUAUCAAAAAUAAUAAAUCUGCUCUUAAAGAGCAUGAAUUUGUUAGUGGAGCCAUUUCUGAUUUGUUGCAUAGAGGAUUGAUUGCGGAAUGUAAAACAACGCCAAGAGUUGUUAAUCCGUUGUCGGUUUCAGUUCAAAGUAACGGAAAAAAGCGGCUGAUUCUAGAUUUGCGUGAGGUAAAUAUUCACUUAUGGAAACAGUCUGUUAGAUAUGAGGAUCUCAGGUUAGUGUUAAUGUAUUUAGAGCAAGGUUUUUGGAUGGUGAAAUUUGACAUUCAUUCGGCAUAUCAUUUUAUUGAUAUAUUUUUACCCCAUACAGAGUAUUUAGGAUUUGCUUGGGAAGACACGCGCGGACGUUUGAUCAUGUACAAAUUUUUGGUUUUGCCUUUUGGAAUUUCUACAGUUCCGUAUGUAUAUACUAAGGUAGUUAGGCCAUUGGUUGCUAAAUGGAGGGGUGAGGGAAAGAGAAUGCUUAUGUUCCUUGAUGAUGGUUUUGGUUGCGACAGGGAUUUUAGAUCUACACAGUUGAUGUCUAAUGAGAUCAAACAAGAUUUGUUAAAAUCAGGGUUUGUACCAAACGUGCAAAAGUCAUUGUGGAUUCCUACUCAGGUGUUGGAGUUUUUGGGUUCAAUUCUCGAUUCUGAGAGAGGUUUGAUUUGUAUCCCCGAGAGGCGUAUUGUGAAAGCCAAAACUACUCUUGAAGGAAUUCGA